Coregonus clupeaformis (lake whitefish) is the source of this 4010-nucleotide messenger RNA. Its product is annotated as galactose-3-O-sulfotransferase 3. Gene Ontology annotation, biological process: glycolipid biosynthetic process. Gene Ontology annotation, molecular function: galactosylceramide sulfotransferase activity. NCBI's taxonomy places the organism in Eukaryota, Metazoa, Chordata, Actinopteri, Salmoniformes, Salmonidae. The transcript is spliced from 3 exons. The coding region runs from base 369 to 1787 and encodes 472 amino acids. Gene Ontology annotation, cellular component: membrane. The record is from RefSeq and is a predicted model, not a curated record.
GCGUCUCGAAAGAUAUGACCGUCUCGUUUGUGCGCACGAGGGGUCUCAAAGCAAUAAUGACAUACAGCAGCAGAGCAGCGACCGCGGGACAGAGGGACGAUCAAAUGUAAACGAUCGAUUCCAUCCUGCAGCGUUUCCAUAGCACUAGCCUACUACAGCCCUUUUUAUGUUUCUAUCACGAAUGAAUCGAUGACGAAGAAGAAUAAGAAGGCAAAGAAAGAUUGGUGGAGAUUCGCUUCUUUCAUCACUGGGUGCGGGUGAAAGAGGGGCAGUAGCCUACCUAUUAGUCAGAAACGUCAAACGAGAAUAGCCGCACCAUCAUCAGUCGCGUCUGUCUGUCGUGAGAUGACAAAGUGACGUGGCGGAUCAUGUCUCAGAAGAAGAUAUUUCUGGUCUUUGUGGCGAUCAGUACCGUCAGUCUACUGCUGCACCAUGGGGGCCAUUUCAGCUGGACGAUGGAAGCCUUUCAUCUCGGCUGUCCGUCACUGCGCACCCACCUGUCCUCCUCUCUCAAGCCCAAACACACCAACGUGGCCUUCCUCAAGACGCACAAGACGGCCAGCACCACCAUGCAGAAUCUGCUCUUCCGCUUUGCCGAGCGCAACAACCUGACCGUGGCGCUCCCUGUGCAGGCCUGCGGACACCAGUUCUGCUACCCGCGCACCUUCAACGCCCACCUCGUCCACCCACACACCCUGCCACCCAACGUGGUCACCAGCCACAUGCGCUUCAACCGUGCCGAGAUGCAGCACCUCAUGCCUAACGAUACCAUCUACGUGACCAUACUUCGAGAACCAGGGUCCAUGUUUGAAUCGUUGUUCAGUUACUAUAACCAGUACUGUCAGAGUUUUAAGAGAGUUCCCAACGGGUCGCUGGAGGCGUUUCUGAAUGAGCCGUGGCGGUACUACCGUCCGGACGAAAAGGACUCCAUGUACGCCCGUAACACGCUGACCUUUGACCUUGGUGGGGACAAGGACCGUCCGGCGGCAGACGUGGCUGUGUACGCCCGGGCCUUUGUGGCCGAGACGGAACGUGUCUUCUCCCUGGUGAUGAUCGCCGAGUACUUUGACGAGUCGCUGGUCCUCCUCCGUCACCUCUUAUCCUGGGAUCUGGACGACGUGCUCUACGUCAAGCUCAACAUGCGGAUGUCCGGCUCCAAGCACAGCCUCUCGCCGGGCCUCCCCGCCAAGAUCCGCGCCUGGAAUGCCUUGGACGCACGCCUCUACGAUCACUUCAACGCCUCCCUGUGGCGCCAGCUGACUGCCCUCGGCCCGGCGUGCGUGGCCAGGGAGGUGCGGCUGCUCCGCAGGGCCCAGGAGAGGCUGGUGAGAGGCUGCUUCGGCGGACGGCUCCCCCAGCUCCGCUCGGCCGCCCAGAUCAAGAACAAGGAGCUGCGGCCGUGGCAGCCCAGCGCAAAGGUGGACAUCGUGGGCUACGACCUGCCGACCAACACCAACGCCACACGGCCCGGAAGCCUGGCCCACGAGCUGUGUCUGAAGCUCAUCAUGCCAGAGGUCCAGUACACCAGGGUCCUGCUUCGAUCACAGUCACUACGCUACCGACGCAGCUACCCGCUCCGCUCCCCUCAGCCCCAGCCGCAGCAGCACAUACGGUCGGUCCUGCCACGCCACCAACAGGUGGGGAUACAGCAGAUGCACCGGGAGGCCCUUCCUCCAGGACCUGGUCCUGCCUCUGGCCUCACAGCCACCCCUAGACCUGCAGGGACCCAGAGCAGGGCCACCAGGGUGGGGCUAAGGUCCUCGGGCCCCCAGAGGCAGACGCCAUAACUUAAGACUGCAGCCCCAGCCUUGAAUAUAGACUGAAUACAGACAGACUAAAUACAGGCAGACAGACUGUCCUCCAGACUUCAGCCAUUUGUCCCCAGGGACUGUAUCAGGGGCUCUGGAGGAGAGACAGAGGGGGAAGGACACCCCCAGAUUGGGGCUGGAGAUUGGGGUAGGACCACAGCAAUAUGGGCAUAGGCAGAGCACUCCCAUGUAUUACCAACUCUGUAUGGGACAAUAAAGAACUGUUACUCUCGCUUUCUCUCUCUGUCUCGCUCUAAUGCCAUCCUCCACCUCCCAAGCCUUGAGAAGGUCAUGAUGCUGACAGUGAGAGAGGGUCACCGCUCCGGGUCUGUGUGCUCUGAGCAUCCAACCCUCUAAGCCUUCUCUAGAGAGGAAAACCAUCCAGUUCUGGGCCUCUCACCCAAUGACUCUCCCCACUCCCACUGUGGGAACUAGGCCCCAGGACAGAGGUUAAAUGUCAAAGGUUAGGGCAGGGGUCAGUCUAAGGACCGCUGGCUUAUCUCCCUGCCGGCCUAUCCCCCAACCAUGCCUAUACCCUAACCCCCCUCCCCACCACACACACGCUCUCAGCCCUACACCAACUCUCUCCCUCCAGCCCAGCCUGCUUUAGAACAACUCUCUAUGCUUCUCCAACCCAGCUCAUCUCUCUCCCCUCCACCAGCAACUGAACUAGACCAUGGCAGCUGCUGCUGACAAAUGUGAUCUUUUUAAAUAUGGGAAUUUGUGUGUGUGUGAAAGUGUUUUUCCUAUGCGUUUCGUUUAUCUGGGGUGUUAUCGCAAUAAAGUUAUCUUGGUCAAGUCUUAUGUAAAGGUAGGGAUCUUAUAACCACCCACACACACACUGGACUCAACCCGUCGUUAGUGAUGCAAGCCUGCUAAAAGACAUGAUGAGCGAGAGCUAUAGUGUUUGAAUAUUUAAUUAUGUAAUCUUAAUGAGGCUCUCUUUGGACAGACCCUCCACUUGGGUUACACAGCGAAACACACACACACACACACACACACACACAGAAGUGUGGACCAUGCCAAAGUAGCUUACUUAUCAGAAGCAAAGCAGAGGGAGGAAAUAACUACAGUACUGGGGGAAAGCAGUAGAAGAAGAGAGUCUGGGUCCUGUUCAUUUGGACACACUGCGGAAAACGUUUAAAAACAUUUUUGCAACAGAAUACGAAAAAUACGUGUUUCUUCUCCGACAACUCCAUGUAGUAUUCCCUUCCUGUUUCAGUCCUUGGUCUCCCAUUUGGUGCCUAAUGAACACAGCCCUGGUGAGGUGGUUGUCAUGGAGGUUGUUUUUCGCCUCUCGUUUCAUUAUGUGGUCAAUUUUUUAUGCAGUUGGUUGUUCAUGUUUAAUGUGUUAAGUAUGUUUUACUCUAAUUAUUAUUAUUUAUUAUUUUUAGUCAUUUAGCAGACAACCUAAAUGGUAUGGUAUGAACCGACCGGGGAGCCCUCGAAGGUGUGUGUGUGUGUGUGUGUGUGUGUGUGUGUUUCUGAGUAUAUAUUAUUUAUUCUCAUCACUGGAAAAACAGUCUGUUUUUGUUUACCUUCAAUGUAUAUUUACGAUUUUGGAACAGAACAUUGUAUUGUGGACCAAACCACUUAUGGCAAUACACACUGUACUGUACAUGGCAUGUUCUGAUGAAUAAAAUAUACAUUUUCUACAUAGGCCAACCACAAAAGCCACUCAGACAGCACCAAGUGUACUCACUUAAGCAUUCAUUUUAUUGUGUUUUAAGUGCUUCGUAAUGCUCUAGAUUGCAUCCCAAAUGGCACCAUAUUCCCUACAUAGUGCAUUAUUUGUAGUACACUAUGUAGGGAAUAGGGUGCCAUUUGGGACCCAAACCUAGUCUAGUGGAAAGAGGACAGUGUAGAAAGAUAACUUUCAGAAGGGCCCUUGACCCUGUGAAAUCCUCCAUGUUCGACUGCUGUUAAUUUUUUAAGUGCUCUUUGAUUGUACUCUAUUUUUCAUCCCAAAUGUCACCCUUUUGACCAGAGCCAUAUGGGCGCUGGUCAAAAGUAGUGCACUAAAUAGGGAAUAGGUUGCCAUUUGUGACACAGAGUACCAAAUCUAGGCUGGUUUUUCGGUUUUGAGAGAAAUAACCAGCACAGAAUGGUGGUUGUGUCAUCCACAAGUCAAUGAUAGCCAGCAAUUUUUAGGAAUGCUAGAAUUAAGCAAUAAGGCACGGGGGGGGGUGUGUGGUAUAUGAC